CCAAAAUGGAGACUUUUUCAAAUUUGGCCAGUUUAUAAUAUAUAUAAUGAUACUGAGUAUCUAUACAAUGAUACUGAACACACGGCUUUGUAUAAUGAUACUGAGUAUCUAUACACUGAUAAUGAACACACCGCUCUGUAUAAUAAUACUGAGUAUCUAUACACUGAUAAUGAACACACCGCUCUGUAUAAUGAUACUGAGUAUCUAUACGCUGAUAAUGAACACACCGCUCUGUAUAAUGAUACUGAGUAUCUAUACGCUGAUAAUGAACACACCGCUCUGUAUAAUGAUACUGAGUAUCUAUACACUGAUAAUGAACACACCGCUCUGUAUAAUAAUACUGAGUAUCUAUACACUGAUAAUGAACACACCGCUCUGUAUAAUAAUACUGAGUAUCUAUACACUGAUAAUGAACACACCGCUCUGUAUAAUGAUACUGAGUAUCUAUACACUGAUAAUGAACAAGCUGAGAGAGACAUUUUGAAAACAGAAGUUAAAAGAAGGCAGAAGAAAAUAGAAGAAGAAAAAAAGAAACAAAAACAGGAAGUUGG
This is a messenger RNA of Pelobates cultripes (western spadefoot toad), 551 nucleotides long. NCBI's taxonomy places the organism in Eukaryota, Metazoa, Chordata, Amphibia, Anura, Pelobatidae. The record is from the annotation of a GenBank genome assembly.